AUGUGGUCUUGGUUUGGCGGCGCCGCCGCCCAGAAGCGGAAAGAGGCUCCCAAGAACGCUAUUCUUGGUCUUCGCGCUCAGUUGGAGAUGCUCCAGAAGCGUGAGAAGCAUCUGGAGAAUCAAAUUGCCGAGCAAGAUGCCGCUGCGCGGAAGCACGUUACUACGAAUAAGAAUGCUGCGAAAGCUGCACUGCGACGGAAGCAUCAACAUGAGAAGAACCUUGAACAGACCUCGGCACAGGUUGUGCAGCUCGAACAACAGAUUUACUCGAUCGAAGCCGCCAACAUCAACCAUGAAACCCUCCAAGCGAUGAAGAGCGCCGGUGAGGCUAUGAAGCAGAUUCACGGCGGUAUGAGUAUCGAACAGGUAGAUGAGACAAUGGACAAACUUCGAGAACAACACAUGCUCAGCCAGGAAAUUGGCGACGCGAUCACGAGCAUGCCACUGGGAGAGCAAAUGGACGAGGGAGAGCUGGAGGCCGAGCUGGAAGGAAUGGAGCAAGAAGCUAUGGACGAGCGUAUGCUCAACACAGGACCUACGCCGGUUGGAAGUCGGUUGGAAGGUCUGCCUGCUGCCGGCGCCACAGAACUCAACAAGCCACAAGCGAAGAACGAGGAAGAAGACGAGGAGGCCGAAUUGGCCAAGCUCAGAGCCGAAAUGGCCAUGUAA
Molecule: messenger RNA, 669 nt
Organism: Penicillium diatomitis
Lineage: Eukaryota; Fungi; Ascomycota; Eurotiomycetes; Eurotiales; Aspergillaceae
Product: ESCRT-III subunit protein SNF7
Exons: 4
Coding region: 1-669 (222 amino acids)
Biological process (GO): vesicle budding from membrane; late endosome to vacuole transport via multivesicular body sorting pathway
Cellular component (GO): cytoplasmic side of plasma membrane; ESCRT III complex; multivesicular body
Source: RefSeq, a predicted model, not a curated record